UUCAGCUCUCGGGUUCAGAGCCGCGGCUGCUGUAGCUCAGAUUUUCUUGAUCCUUCCCAAAAAAAAAAAAUUAAUAAAAUAAAAUAAUAUUUCGCGUUUUAUCUUUGAAUCUUUCGUGUAAGUCUCGGGGGGCCGUGCUGCUGGGAAUUGUAGUUUUGGCUGAAAUCGCCCAAGACCCCCCCCUCUCUCCCCAGCCUGCAUACACUGGCCCCAUCCCUCAGUGACAAACUACAGACAGACGACUGCAAGACACAGACGCUAUGGACCGUUCCCCGACCAGCAGCCUCCUGAUGGCGAGCAGCAAUGUGACCAACAAGACGGACCCCCGCUCCCUGAACUCGCGGGUCUUCAUCGGUAACCUGAACACCAUGCUGGUGACCAAGGCUGAUGUGGAGGCCAUCUUCAGCAAGUACGGGAAGAUCGUGGGCUGCUCCGUGCACAAGGGCUACGCCUUCGUCCAGUACGCCAACGAGAGGAACGCCAGGAGCGCCGUGGCCGGAGAGGACGGACGCAUGAUCGUGGGACAGGUGCUGGACAUUAACUUGGCAGGUGAACCCAAACCUCACAGGUCGAAGACGACGAAGCGCCCAGCGGGAGACAUGUACGGCAGUUCCACCUUUGAGCUUGACUACGAUUUCCAAAGAGACUACUACGACAGGAUGUAUGCCUAUCCCUCCCGCGUCCCCCCGCCCCCUCCCCCUCUCUCACGGGCCGUUAUCCCGUCCAAACGUGCACGGGUCAGCUUGAGUGGAGGAAGCCGCCGAACCAAGUCCAGCUUCUCGUCUUCAUCCAAAAGCAGCCAGCGCUCCUCUUCACGAGCCAUUAAGGUAGAUGACCUCCAGACCAUCAAGAGGGAGCUAGCUCAGAUCAAGCACAAAGUGGACUAUCUCCUGGAAAGCCUUGACCGCAUGGAGAAAGAUCACAGCAAGAAGUCAGUGAAGGUGGUGAAGGCAGAAGGUGGUGAAGCUUCCUCCCAGCAGCACUCCAGCGCCAAGAAGGAGCGAGAGAGGGAGGAGCAGGAGAUAAACGACUCUGAGGAGGAGGGAGACCUGCUGGAGGAGGAGGAGGUGAAGAGUCACGGAGGAGAGAAUGAAGAAGAGGAAGGAGAAGAGGAAGAAGAGGGAGAGCACGAGGAAGGGGAAGACGACGGAGACAGCGUCAACGGAGACGACCCAUAGACUGUCUUUACAAACACGUACACGUACCACACGGCACACGCGCAUCCGGAGCAGCGAAGUCAGACACAAACCCCUUUAAAAACACAUUUCCGGGUUUUAUUUUCUGUCGUUCUGUUCUUUCAUCACGUAAGGAAUGUAGAUGAACACGUAUAUGAAGGUCAGUGUAAUUUUACUGCUCCCGUCAUCUCCUCAGGCUGUUGACGUGUGUCCCUCUCCCCCCCCCCAGUAGUUUUUAAGACUUUCCUCGUCGUUCAGACAGAUUUUAGAGCCUGCUUCAUGAUUUGGACGUGCUGUUUUUUCUUUUCUCGAUUAUUCCCCUCGGAGAGCGGCAGCGGUGUGCGAGAGGGGUGCACAUCUCUGAAUAAAGAAAUACUGUGUUUUCUGUGGACUUUGCGUUAUUUUAUCAGUAGAAACCUGGCGAUUACUGUGGGUGAGGAGCUGGUUGGGCUGAUGAGUCAUUACAAUAUUUUUUUUCUUUCCUUUUUUUUUUUUUUUUUCGUGCUCCAUCCAGGAAACAAUAUGUAUGUUAAUAUUUACAUGUUUUUGUUUUUAAUAAUAUCUCACUGGUUCAGAUAAGUUCUACAUAUAAAUUUCAAUAAAAGGGUAAAAGUAAA
Pygocentrus nattereri (red-bellied piranha) is the source of this 1792-nucleotide messenger RNA. RefSeq names its product heterogeneous nuclear ribonucleoprotein C-like. Gene Ontology annotation, molecular function: RNA binding. The record is from RefSeq and is a predicted model, not a curated record. Lineage: Eukaryota; Metazoa; Chordata; Actinopteri; Characiformes; Serrasalmidae. Gene Ontology annotation, cellular component: nucleus. The transcript has 9 exons. Bases 261 to 1178 code for a protein of 305 amino acids.